Messenger RNA from Triticum urartu, 1737 nucleotides. The record is from RefSeq and is a predicted model, not a curated record. Lineage: Eukaryota; Viridiplantae; Streptophyta; Magnoliopsida; Poales; Poaceae.
AUGGCGGCGGACACGGCUGCUGCGACCCGAUCGCCGGAGGAGCGAUCCAAGACCACCGGUGGUGCCGACGUGCAGGACGAGGAGAGGGACGCCAAGAAGAUGAGGACCACUCUGGCGACGGAGGAAGACGACGGCAACGGUGGCGACGAGGAGUUGGAGAUCUCGUCUCCGCUCCGCGAGCCCUACCUCCCCAAGGAGGUAGACAUGCGCGCCAACCCGCAUAUCCUCGCCGCCUACAAGCUCGCCCAAGACAAAUUCCAUGAUAAACGAGAUCGCGAGGAGAAGCUGCUGCCCACGCGCCUAUCAUUCCUUUUCGGAGCGUCGCCCGUCCUCGUCCCCGAUGCCGGGAAGAAGGCCGCGCUCUCCGCCGCCAGAUCAAUCGUCCACCUCUCCUCCUCUCUCGGUGGCGAUCCGCUGGCACAGUCCACCGGCUUCUGGAUCGAUUGGGACGAGGGGAGCAAAACCGGCAUUGUUUUGACGACCGCGCAUCUGAUCCGCGCCAACAAGCUGCUGGCCAAAGACUACUGGGCGAAAAAAGACCGGUACCAGUAUCAUCCCGGUGCUCAAGUUACUGCUCACUUGCUCGACGACACCACCGUGGAGGGCCGUCUGCUCUAUCACCAGGAGCAUUAUGACCUUGCUUUCCUUAAGAUUGCAAUGGAUCGGAGUGUUCAAGUAGCCUCUUUCGCUGACACGUUCAACAGUGGUCAGCAGGCUUUGCAGCUCGGAAGAGAUGGAAAUUUGAUUUUAAGGAUAACUCUCGGCAAGGUGACGCAAGGUGACUUCGUGUAUUUUUGUCGAGAUAAAAAAUACGAGUCCGACGAUGGUGGAGAGCCGGUCAUUGACUUUGAUGGAAAGGUUGUGGGGAUGAUCAAUGAUUGUAAACAUGGGUUCUUUGUUCCUUUUUUCAUUUUGAAUAGGUGCAUGGAACUCUGGAGGAAUUCCGGGUGCAUCCCUCGGCCCCACCUUGGAUUGAAGUUUAAGGCCCUCAAGUUUCUAAAUCCCUCUUAUGUUGAGUACAUAUUGCGCAAGCUAGACAUUGAUGACGGUCUUCUAGUUGAAGAGGUGUCAAUGGGAUCUCAUGCUGAGAAAGUUGGUAUCCGAGUAGGUGAUAUUAUUGGAAGCAUUGAUGGAGAAAGCAUUUCAACCAGAAUUGAGUUGGAGAAAAAAUUGUUGAGUAUAUCAAUGGGCAGUUUUCAUGGGGGAAAUGACAUUACUACCAAAGUGGAAAUUUCUGUCCGAGUAUUUCACACGAACAACCGUCUUUGGAGGGAAAAACAUUUAAAUGUAAAUAUAUCGGAUCACCGAGAAGUCGUUGAACGAGGGAGGUCGCCCCUCUCAGAUAGACGCACCAGAACUUCUCCUUCCUGCUGCGUGUAUGCGGUCGUGGUGGAACCAAAGAGGCUGGCGAGGCAUCAGGUGACAGUGCAACAGCGAUUGGCAGUGACGAGGCAGGGCCAGACGACGGAACGGGCGAGGAGGCGGGCGACACCGGCCCAGGCGAGACUGGUCCAGGGGAGGCGGGGGCGACACCUUCCGAUGCCAGCCCAGGAAAAGCUGGUGCGGGCGAGGCCGGGGCUGUGGACCCCGGUCGUGCGGCAACCACCGCGGGUGGUGCAGCGGGAGGCAUGCAUGGCGCAUGCAUUGCACCAGGCAUCACGUCAGGUGCAACCAACUCCUCCUGUUCAUCCAAUAAUUCAAGACGAGCUCCACGACCCGUGCCUGCAGCAUGAUUAG